CCGGGGCUGAGGGCGCGGCGCCUGCGCAGUGCGGGGGGGCAGCGCGGCCAAGAUGCCGGACUAUCUGGGCGCCGACCAGAGGAAGCCCAAGGAGGAAGAGAAGGAGGAUAAGCCCAUCCGCGCGCUGGAUGAAGGCGACAUCGCUCUGCUGAAGACUUACGGCCAGAGUACAUACUCGAGGCAGAUCAAGCAGGUAGAAGAUGACAUUCAGCAACUACUCAAGAAAAUCAACGAGCUUACUGGGAUCAAGGAGUCAGACACUGGCCUGGCCCCUCCUGCUCUCUGGGAUCUGGCUGCAGAUAAGCAGACUCUCCAAAGUGAGCAGCCUCUUCAGGUUGCCAGGUGUACGAAGAUUAUCAAUGCGGACUCUGAGGAUCCCAAGUAUAUUAUCAAUGUCAAACAAUUUGCCAAAUUUGUGGUGGAUCUCAGUGACCAGGUGGCACCAACUGACAUUGAAGAGGGAAUGAGAGUUGGUGUGGACAGAAACAAGUAUCAGAUCCAUAUCCCCUUACCUCCAAAGAUUGACCCAACUGUUACUAUGAUGCAGGUAGAGGAAAAACCAGAUGUCACCUACAGCGAUGUUGGUGGUUGCAAAGAACAGAUUGAAAAACUGCGGGAGGUGGUUGAGACCCCUCUGCUCCAUCCUGAGAGGUUUGUGAACCUUGGGAUUGAGCCCCCUAAAGGAGUGCUUCUGUUUGGGCCACCGGGGACAGGCAAAACCCUGUGUGCUCGUGCUGUUGCUAACAGGACCGAUGCCUGCUUCAUCAGAGUGAUUGGAUCUGAAUUGGUGCAGAAAUAUGUAGGAGAGGGGGCUCGAAUGGUGCGGGAACUUUUUGAAAUGGCCAGAACUAAGAAAGCUUGUCUUAUAUUCUUUGAUGAAAUUGAUGCCAUUGGAGGGGCUCGUUUUGAUGAUGGGGCUGGAGGUGACAAUGAAGUGCAACGUACUAUGCUGGAGCUGAUCAAUCAGCUGGAUGGAUUUGAUCCAAGAGGCAAUAUUAAAGUGCUGAUGGCAACUAACAGACCUGAUACUUUGGAUCCAGCACUGAUGAGGCCGGGGAGACUGGAUAGGAAGAUUGAAUUUAGCUUACCUGAUCUGGAGGGCCGAACUCACAUAUUUAAGAUCCAUGCUCGUUCGAUGAGUGUGGAAAGAGACAUCAGGUUUGAGUUGCUGGCUCGAUUGUGUCCUAACAGCACAGGUGCUGAAAUCCGCAGCGUCUGCACGGAGGCAGGCAUGUUUGCCAUCAGAGCACGUCGAAAAAUUGCAACAGAGAAAGACUUCCUGGAAGCCGUAAACAAAGUCAUCAAGUCUUAUGCAAAAUUCAGUGCUACACCCAGAUACAUGACCUACAACUAGAAGGAAAAUAUUCAUAUUAUUCUUUGUCUUAAGUAAAAGCCUGAGUGUAUAAUAGUUCAUGUGGUGUUUGCUAUCUAAUGCAGUUCUAGGAGUCUAAAAAUAAAUGGAGUAGUCCAAAUAACAGGCUGUUAGUUAAAUGUAUAAGAACAUGUUUAAUACUAGUGAAUCUACUGCCAUGGAAGAAAAAGAUGCAAAUUUCUGAAGGUGACACUUAAGCUGCAUAGAUGAGUCCUAAGCUUAAAACACACGUCACAGAGUGAACCUUAAAACCAGUAUGACUUUUUGUAACCAGUCUUGCCAACCUCAACCUGUCAAAAAUCAUGAGCUAUAAACUCUUAAGAAGCAAGAUUUGGAAUCUAAAUCAUGAGGGGCUAUUUUUGAAGCAUGUGUGUGAUGGGGGGUUACUUGUGAAGGUGUGGGUGGGCUAUGGGAGUAUGUGUGGGGUUUGGAGCACAGGGAGGGGGGGCGGUCACCGCACACCCUAGCAGGAUGCAGGGUACUGGGUCAGGAGUAAGGGGCAGAGCUGGGGGGGUGAGGGAGGGACUGGGGGGGCGGGGCUGUGGCUUGGGAGUGACAGACAGACACAGUUAGGCAUGCACCACCAGGGGAGGUACAGGGGAUAGGUGCCCCCUGGAAUUGUCCCUGGGGCAGAGGUUGGCUGGGGUUCUGUGCCCUGCUUCCUUUGCCCCAGGAGCUGUGUAAUGCUGCCAGGUAGGUAGGGGACAUGGCACAACUAGUGCAUGGCUACCGGGUUAAAGGCAACAAGGUGCAGAGCCCCAGCGUGCAGUGGGCAGCCCACCUCUGCCCCAGUGACAAAUCCAAGGGGCACCUGCCCCUCACAUUUCCCCUGGUGGCACGCACAGCAGCAGGGAGCCAUGCCCCUGGAUGGAACUGCACGUGGCUAUCACAACCUGCCCCAGCCCCGGGAGCCCCAUUCUCUCCUGCCCCACUGCCUUACUGUGGUGGCCUUGAUCUGUCCCCUCUGCCCCUUCCCUUUCCAUCCCACACACCAGUUCAGUGCUGAUCUGAAGGUUGUAUCCUGAGAAAUCAGGAGUCUCGAGACUGUUUUGCAAGAGUUGGUAUUAUUUAAAUACCUAAAACUGAGGGACUUAAAUUCAAAAUGUGGAUAAUUGAAGGCACCUAAACUCUGUAAUGCCUGAAGCCUUUGCUAGUAAAAAUGCCAAGAUACUGGCCAGAAGUGCCUCAGUUCAGCAGUUCUGAACAGCAGAAACCAAGCUCAUGCCUAAGUCUCUUUGGGCUGCACUGACUAUAGAGUCCAGGGGUAGGCAAUGUUUUUUGACCAGAAUGCUGAAAAAAACACAAUGUCUACCUUGGAAGGUGCCGGAGUAAUGACAUGCUAGAGCCUGGAGCAGCUGUUUGCAGCCUCCCAGCUGCAGCUGGCUCACGGAGCCUGGUUUGCUUGCAGACUCCUGCUGGGAGCCGCUUGGGUUCUGUGGCUGGCAGCAGCUGCUUAGAGCCCGGGCUGGCAGUGGUGUGCCAAGCAAAAGGACCUUGCAUGCCAUGCUCAGCAUGUGUGCCAGGGGUUGCUGACCCCUGGCCUAGACAUUCCUUUCCCUGUCUUGCUUCUGGGACCAAUUUGGUGGGUAUGCUCCGAGCUGCAUGGUCAGGCCCUGCACAAAGUGAGCACAUCCAUACAUGCAGGCAUGUGUGCUUGCAGCAGCUCAAAUAGGAGUGGCACAAAUUUAUGCCAGAGAUUUUUGCCUCAGCACGCAUGCUGGAACAUAGACUUCAGUGUGGGGCAAGUUGUGCCACCUGGGGAAAACUGACCCUGCCCAGCUCAUCCUGGACCUGCAGCCAGAGGGAGCUGAAGGCUGGGACCAGCACCUGUGCUAGCCCCAGCAGUAUAAAAAGCUGCCCUGGUGAGCAGCUCAGGUCUACUUGCUCUCAGGAGCUUCUAUGGCCUGGCCAGUUGAUAUAUGGGGACACUAGCCCCUUGUGCCAGCUGGACUGCUGCAGCAGCUCUGACCUCUACCCACUGCAGCAGUGGCAAUGGGGGUUGCUGCCUGGCUGUGACCUGCAGCCACCUAUGACAGCAUCUGCCCCCUUGGACCUGCAGGCCCAUGUCUGCACACCUGCUGGACCUGGAUGGAGACUGCAUGGCCACCUGGGCUUUGGCUUGGGCACUGUAGCAGAGCUGUCUGCACCUCUGGGCUAGCUGUCUGGCCCAUGGCUGCACAGCUGGCCUUUGGCAUUACUGCCAUGUGUGCCCCACCCUGCCAUCUGGGCAGCUGUCACCUGGAAGAUGUUCUCAGUGUGGUGGCCUGCUUUGAACUGUCAAAGCAUGUCCUGGCCCCAAAUGGCCAGGAGUUCAGCCACUUCAUUUACCCUCCAGCUGGCUCCCAGCUGCCAGCCCUGAGCAGGCUCCUCUGCCUGGGUCCUGUGACUUGCCUCACUAGCAGGAAUCCUGGCAUUCCCUCUUCAAAAACUGCAAACUCUUUGAUUAAAACAAAAAUCCCAAAUUCAUUCUUUAAAAUACCCCCAAAUCCACAGUUAAGACAAAAGACCACUAGAGAGAGAGAGAGAUUGAUCAGCUGGGUAAUGUUUAUUGAUAUAUUUACAAUGUUAAAUCAGUUUGGAAGCCUACCAGUGCCUCUAUCAUCAUAAUAAAAUAAAUUCUAAAUGGC
Molecule: messenger RNA, 3999 nt
Organism: Alligator mississippiensis (American alligator)
Lineage: Eukaryota; Metazoa; Chordata; Crocodylia; Alligatoridae
Gene: PSMC2
Product: proteasome 26S subunit, ATPase 2
Exons: 12
Coding region: 53-1354 (433 amino acids)
Biological process (GO): proteasome-mediated ubiquitin-dependent protein catabolic process
Cellular component (GO): proteasome regulatory particle, base subcomplex
Molecular function (GO): ATP binding; ATP hydrolysis activity; proteasome-activating activity
Source: RefSeq, a predicted model, not a curated record